AUGAACACGAUAUUACAAAAUGUAUCGUGCUUCAAGAGAAAUGUUAGUUCAGGACGACCAUUCGACUCCAGGUCAUUAUCGUCUUCUUCCACUUCUCAAAAAUACGAUGUCUUUUUGAGCUUCAGAGGCGCAGACACUCGCAAGAACUUCGUCAGUUUUCUGUACAAGCAGUUAGAGACCAAAGGCAUUCGAGCUUUCAAAGACGACAACGCACUGGUGUGUGGCCGUUCAAUUGCACCAGUGAUUUUCCAAGCCAUCAAAGGAUCAACAAUCGCUGUCGUGGUGAUCUCUCCGACUUAUCCAGCUUCCUUCUGGUGUCUCGAGGAGCUCGUAAUGAUUUUAAAACUCGAGAGAGAAAAACUACUCACUGUGGUGCCUAUUUUCUACGAGGUUGAACCUAAUGACCUGAAGAGACAGACGGGAAAAUUGGUGAAGCAGUUCAAGAAACACGAGAAGAGACAUAGCACAGAGAGAGUCCACUCGUGGAGGGAUGCCUUGAACAGAUUGGCUACUCUCUCCGGCGACUGUUCAAAGAUUUCGGAAGAUGACGCGACGCUGGUCGAUAGAGUUACUGAGAGAAUAUCGAAGAUUUUAUCCAGUAGCGUAAUUAGUUUCGACGAACACAUGAAGAGAUUGUAUCCGUUACUUGAUCUAAAUUCAAACGAAGGUGUUCAAGUGAGUGGGAUUUGGGGAAGAGGAAGCAAGGGAAGAUCAGCAUUCGCGAAACACGUUUACAAAAACAUCUCACCCAACUUUGAAGCACAUUGUUUUCUCGAAGACGUUAGAAGUAUCUCACUACAUCUUCAAGAAGAAGAGCUUCUUUCCAAGAUGCAAGGAGAAGUCUUGAUGAGCACAAAGAGCUCUCACAUGUGUCUUGACGCGAUCAAAGCAAGGCUCGGGAACAGGAAGGUUCUGCUAGUGGCUAACGACGUGGACAAGAUAGAAAAGUUAGACGCGCUUGCUGAUGAAUUUAGUUGGUUUGGACCAGGGAGUAGGAUCAUCAUAGUCACACAAGAUAAGCAUUUGCUUAGUUCAUGGGGUGUGAAAAGUGUCUACGAAGUUGAGCUCUUGAAAUGCUGUGAAGCUGGUAAGCUCUGGCGCUCUGAAGCCUUCAUACGGAGAGAUGAUCAUGUAGGUUCCGAGCUUUCAUUUUCGAUCCUGACAUGCAAUGAAAUAUAG
Brassica oleracea var. oleracea is the source of this 1179-nucleotide messenger RNA. RefSeq names its product TMV resistance protein N-like. Lineage: Eukaryota; Viridiplantae; Streptophyta; Magnoliopsida; Brassicales; Brassicaceae. The transcript has 2 exons. Gene Ontology annotation, molecular function: ADP binding. The record is from RefSeq and is a predicted model, not a curated record. Bases 1 to 1179 code for a protein of 392 amino acids. Gene Ontology annotation, biological process: defense response; signal transduction.